UUUCAAAGAUGGCAGCCCGCAGUGUCAGGUCGUGUAUUGUGGAACAGCCGGUAAUUUCUACGAUGACAUUGUGUUAGGUUUGUUGAAAUAACAGAUUCGUAUGUUCUAUUAAAAAAUAACACAAACGCGGUGCCGUUUAGCGACAUGUCACAACGUUAGCGGCUGAGUUCGGCGCUGCUACUUAGGCAUGGUGUAACUACCUGUAAGUUACUGUAGACGACUUGUUUUCAAGUAGAAACAUUACAGUUUGACAGAAAAUGUUUCCAGUUACGUGGUCGCGGCUGUCCUGUCUGGCUUUGUCCUGCCGAGGACAGAGAUCGCUGAGUCUGUUCUCCAGUUCCGGGUCUUCAAACUGGAGCAAAGUUGUCUCAGAUGCAGAGAAGAUAGUCGGAUAUCCGACCUCCUUCAUGAGCCUGCGCUGCCUGCUCAGUGAUGAACUCAGUAAUGUGGCCAUGCACGUCAGGAAGCUGGUCGGGACUCAACACCCUUUACUCAACACUGCAAGGGGUUUUGUCUACGAUAGCAAGAACAACCUUCAGAUGAGGGGUCUGAUUGUCCUGCUGAUGUCAAAAGCAGCAGGGCCGAGCCACGCAGCCCCCGACCUCCUAACUCAGGACAUGGUCAGUGGCAUCUACCCCAGCCAGAGGAACCUGGCGGAAAUCACAGAGUUGAUCCACACAGCGUUCCUGGUGCACCGUGGCAUAGUUGAUCUGAAGGAGUGGACGGUUUCAGACGGCCCUCUGAAGGACAUGCAGUUCGGGAAUAAGAUGGCCGUCCUAAGCGGCGACUUCCUGCUCGCCAAUGCCUGUACCGGGCUGGCUCAGCUGAACAACACGAAGGUCGUUGAGCUGAUCUCCAGCGCCAUUGGUGAUUUAGUUCAAGGAAUCUAUUAUGAGAAUUCCAACAGUACUGAGGAGACUCCUCUGGGCGAUGGCGUCGAUGUGGCUUCAUGGGAGGAGCAGACCUUCCUGUCCCACGGGGCGCUGUUAGCCAAGAGCUGUCAAGCUGCGAUGAAGCUCGCCAGACACGACCAGGAGUCCCAAAGACUGGCCUACAAGUACGGCAAGCAUCUGUCACUGGGCCACAAGCUGAACUCUGACCUGCAGCCGUUUGUGAAGAGCACCAUGGGAGAGCCGGUGUCAUUUAGCUUGAGCGCCGCCCCUGUGGUUUUCCACCGUCAGAUCGUUGGCAAGGACAGGUGGCAUCAGCAGCUGCAGCAGGCAACAUCUUUGAGGAAUCAACUGGAUUACUCAAAGCUUUUGGCAGCAGUUAAGUCGGAGAAAGGCGUGAGCUCAGCGGUGGACUUGUGCUGUUACCAUGGCAACAAGGCUCUGGAGGCCAUCCAGGCUUUCCCCUCCUCCGAGGCUCGAUCCGCCUUGGAGAACAUCGCCUCUGCCGUCACCAAAUUUUGACCUGGACACACACACACGCACACACGCAGUCGCACACUCCUGUGCCUGCCCGGAGUGUCUUUGUCUGCAGAGCCUUACAGGACCACAACCACCAAACAGUUGACACUUAAGACACAAACGAACUUCUUGUGAUCCAGAUGCUGGCUCAUGUCUGGAGGAAGUGUUCUGCUCUGACACGGAUGACAGUGUGCAUCAGAAAUGCAACACCUAUAAAUGGUCAUCAUAAAAUAAAAAUACAUCACCCCA
Molecule: messenger RNA, 1658 nt
Organism: Mugil cephalus (flathead mullet)
Lineage: Eukaryota; Metazoa; Chordata; Actinopteri; Mugiliformes; Mugilidae
Gene: pdss2
Product: prenyl (decaprenyl) diphosphate synthase, subunit 2
Exons: 8
Coding region: 258-1412 (384 amino acids)
Biological process (GO): isoprenoid biosynthetic process; ubiquinone biosynthetic process
Cellular component (GO): mitochondrion; transferase complex
Molecular function (GO): prenyltransferase activity
Source: RefSeq, a predicted model, not a curated record